This is a messenger RNA of Vigna unguiculata (cowpea), 2945 nucleotides long. RefSeq lists its product as uncharacterized. Gene Ontology annotation, molecular function: phosphatase activity. Lineage: Eukaryota; Viridiplantae; Streptophyta; Magnoliopsida; Fabales; Fabaceae. The record is from RefSeq and is a predicted model, not a curated record.
AUUCUCUUUCUCUCUCUUUUCUCACUCUGACCCAAAUGGAAUUUUAGAGAGAGAAACUAAGGGUUGGUUCGGUUGCCACCACCACACAGCCUCUGCUGCUUUGACUGUGUAGAGGGACCUUGGUUCCCACAGAUGUGCCCAGAGCAAGAUUGUUGCACCUACUGUAAGCACAAAUCAAAUGCCAUCCCUAAAAAUGAAGAGCAAAGUAAGCGUGAGCUGUUUAACAGAAACAAAGGAUCUUCAUGUGUGUUCGAAGUCAAAAGUUAUAUCCAAAAGCCCAUGUUCUAAAAUCAUGGUCUCUACACAGAAGACUGAAAUAGAGACUACUUACCUAGAUGUUUCCUCAAGGACACAGCCGAAAGACAUUGCAUGCGAUCAAUCUAUUGACAGCAAAGAAUUUCUGGAUACAGAAAAGUCUGAAUCCGAGCACCAAUUUUCUGUUUGUUCUUCUGUCCUGGAAAAAAUGGAACUAACCAACCCCUGUACAGCAAGCUUAGAAACAAUCUUUUCUCCUGCUUUUGAGCCCAUUGAAGACCAGUCACAACAUUAUACUGAAAAAGAUGCAGGGAGCAUUAGUGAUCCAAACUUGGAAGGACUGGGAGCUGAUGAGGGAAGAACCAUAUGUGGUUAUGAAACAUGUGAUGUGUCUGACUUUUACAUUUCUGACAUGAUCAUUACAAGCUUACCCUUUGGUGGAAAUUCCUUUGAUGAUGAUAUCAGUGAAACCAACUGUCUAUCUGAUUAUGCAUCUGCUGAGCCUUCCAUGUUUACUGCAUCUGAACAGUACAUGAUCCUGCCUGCUCUUGAAGAUGAUAUUAAAGUUGGCUGUACUUCUGAUCUCAUAUCAUUUGAAGAAACUGUGAUGGUUCGAGAAAGUGCCAGUUUGUAUUCGGCAAUGGGUCAGAUCUGCAACCAGGAGUCAGAUGUUAAAAGUGACUUGGAUAAAUCAGAGUGCUUUGAUCCACAAUCAUUUAUCAAGAAUCUACCAGAUCUAUCAGAAAUAGAAGUGAAUGGGCAGCCAACCCUAAUUCCUAAGCAAUCUCCAAGAAGAAAAUCAAUAACUCUAGUGCUUGAUUUAGAUGAAACGCUUGUUCAUUCUACACUGGAACACUGUGAUGAUGCGGAUUUCACUUUUGGUGUUUUCUUCAAUAUGAAAGAAUACACGGUGUAUGUGAAACAGAGGCCUUAUCUCCAUGCAUUCUUGGAGAGAGUAUCAGAGAUGUUUGAAGUAGUUAUUUUUACUGCCAGCCAGAGCAUAUAUGCAAAGCAACUACUUGAUAUAUUGGAUCCUGAUGGACGAUUUAUCUCUCGUCGCAUGUAUCGAGAAUCAUGCCUUUUCUCAGAUGGAAAUUACACAAAAGAUCUUACUAUAUUAGGUGUUGAUCUUGCAAAAGUUGCUAUAAUUGAUAAUUCACCUCAGGUUUUCCGGUUGCAAGUGAAUAAUGGUAUUCCUAUAAAGAGUUGGUUUGAUGAUCCAUUAGAUUGCGCACUGAUGUCACUACUUCCCUUUCUUGAGACCUUGGCUGAUGCUGAUGAUGUCCGUCCUAUCAUUGCAAAGAGAUAUGAAUUGGUUCCCCUUUCUUCUCAGUUGACAAAUGUGGAGUUCUGUGUUUCUCUCAAAAGGUCUGAGUUGGAAGUCAUCAUCCUUGAUAAUUUCAAUUGAGUUGUCAAGAUUUGAGAGGUAACAAACUAACUUCCCCGCAUUUUCCAUUAUUUCUUUAAACUUCAAACUAACUUGUUAUAAAUUUCCAUUCAAGAUUAUCCUGUAAUGCUUAUCUUGAUAACUAGACCAUUUCCUUCAUAUGUAGAAAGACAUUUAUUGUCAUAGAGGAAAACAGUUGGCAUAGGUGGAAGGAGAACAAUAUAAUUUUGUAAACAUCCUUAGUAUCACACACUUGACUGUACUGCUAUAUACUUACUAGAAAUGAAUUUGCUUUUAUCAUCCUCUAUGAUGGUUCACGGGUGAUAUAAGAAGUGUCAUUUAUUAGGAUUGCCAUUGGUGUAUAUUAGAAAAACGUAAGUUAAGAUUGAAUUACCUGUGUGACAAUGAGUUUGCUUCAAUGGUUUACAAAAGGAUAAGAUAUCCCGAAUGCUGACAGCUGGAGGAUGUUGAAUGUUGCUUGUAGUUUUGUAUCUUACGAUAUAGUCUAUUAAGCUUAAAUGUUUCAGGCAACCGUAUAGUGUAAGCCUCUCUAGAAUAUCAACCUAUAAGCCAACCUUAGUAAAGAGGACUUGUUUGAGGUAAUCUGAUAUAACAACAACAGGAGGUGAUAUAUUUUAAAAGGACUAAUAUAUUAUUUAUCAUUAUACCAUCUGUAUGUGAUCAGAAUGGAAAUACUUGAAGUAUCUGUUUCUGUGCAUAUGAUAUGAUAUAUAUGCUUAUGUUGUUUAUUCUAAAAGAGAGCUGAUUUUAUGACAGUUUUUAAUCUGUCCUACAGUCCUUUAGGUUUGGAUUAAAAGUUCAUAGACUUGGCCUGUCUUAAAUAGCUGACUAUCACUGUUUUAAUGAUUGUCUGCUAUUCCUUGCUAUCUUCAUAUGCUUUCAUGAUUUUGCAUCCAUUGCCUGCAGGUAUGUGAAGAAAAUUUUAUUAGAUUAUCCCUCUAAUGGCUGUUUAAUAGGUAUGUAAAUUUUGAUUACACAAGGGACCAGAAGAUAUAUAUGUUAAUUAUCUUGCCAUAAUAUUUUAACCAUGUUUCACCUUUGUUAUCUGAAGCAAGGUGGUGUGUAAAGGUGUAAAAUCUAAAUUGGAAAUUUUAGGACAUUGUUAUUUCCCUGUCCAUUUUUCAUUCUUGUCUCUACAAUUGGCUGUAAACCUAUGUAAAUCCUAGGAAGAAGGUUGUUAAAAGUUUUUUGUUUUUUUUAUUCUUUUGAUCUUUAGUUGAAUUAGAAUAUGGUCACUUAAUGUGAUAUUUAACAUACUACGUUAGCAUGGUUUGUUUAUUUA